Molecule: messenger RNA, 4842 nt
Organism: Salarias fasciatus (jewelled blenny)
Lineage: Eukaryota; Metazoa; Chordata; Actinopteri; Blenniiformes; Blenniidae
Gene: pbxip1a
Product: pre-B-cell leukemia homeobox interacting protein 1a
Exons: 11
Coding region: 171-2690 (839 amino acids)
Cellular component (GO): membrane
Source: RefSeq, a predicted model, not a curated record
UGGAAUUCCCAAAGUUCCCAAGUUCAGAGGGACAGAGGAGCAGCGUUCUGACUAAAAACAGUUUAAACGUUUCGGAGGAAAUUAUCGACCUUCGGCUGAGGCGUGAGCGAGCGGGAUAUCAUACAGCUGAAUCUGUCCCCUGCUCUGCCCACUCCAGCCUGACGGGGGCGAUGUCUGACAACAGCAACAGUACAGGCAGCACCGGCUCCUCCACCAACAGCUGGACGCUCCUGUCCCCAGAGGAAGUUGCUAUUGAAAAUGUCGGGCCUGUGGAUGACGGUACGGAGAGCCUGGGCGACGUCCCCAGCCUUGCUGAGGAGGUGGCAGGAGCCGCUGCAGAGUUCAAACCACCUGAGAUCCCUGUGGAGACUGUCCUGUCUGAAGAAGGACAUCAGGUCUGUCAGGAAACGUCUCCAGAGUCCAGUGAGGGUCCCAUCCCGUCUAGUCCAGCCCGUAUGAGUCCCAUCCCACCUGACCCCAGUGACCUUCCAGACCUGGACCUGGAGAGCCAGGCUCCGGUCAUUCACGACAUCGUGACCAGCUCCCCCAGUGACAACGAGCAUCUGUGCGCCAUGCCGUUUGUCACCAACAUCGAUCUGAGGCCUUCGCUCGAUAUUCCACCCGUUGAAGACCCGCCACUGGAGCCCGAGGAGUCCGGCGCGGCCCCUCCCCUCACUGAGACCUCUCCUGAAGAGCUCGUGCUCGACACGCCUGAUGAUACUGUCCCGACUCGUACGAGUCCUCCUGAGGAGAGUCUUCAUGUCUUCAGUGUGGAACCGGAUCUUAAAAUCCUCGCAGAGACUCUUACGGCCGCCGACACCGCGGCCGAUGCUGAAGGCGAUAUCAGCCCUGCUCCAGAGAUCACAGAGCCGCCGAGCGGAGUCACAGAGAGCCCGGCGACGGAGCCCGCUGAUGAAAGUACGGCACACCAGACUGCUGGUUCAUCUGAACCAGAAGAGCCUGUGGAGGAGGAGGAAGAGGAGGAGCAGGAGGAGCAGCAGGCUUCUGUUGAAGCAGAGCUGGCAGAGCCGCCUGAGACGGUGACCCAAGAUGAGAGCGAACAUAAAGAAGAGCCAUCCGGGAGUUUUGAGUUUGGCGACCCGAGCGGCUUCGAGGACGGCCUGAGGAGGCGCACCGUGCCGCCGUUCGAGGCGGCCAGACCGAGGACCUCAGACGAGGAAGACGACGAAGAGGAGGUGGAAUUCAAACUGGCCGAGAAGAAGGAGGAAAAGCCAUGGUUCUCCUUGAACAAGUGCAUUGUGGGAGCUCUGGUGCUGCUUUUCUUAGGUUCCCUCUUUCUCUCAGGUGACUUUGACGCCUCCGACCUGAGUGACGGAGAACAAAGCCAGGACUGGCUUAGCGGUGAUCCGCAGGAUAUGAAAGAGCUAUUGGAUAGACUGACGCAGGAAAACCAGCAAAUCACUCAGCUAGAGGCUCAACUGCAGUCUCAAAAAGAAGAACUCGACUCGGCGCUGAAGGCGGUGGCAGCCAGCGGUGAUGAGCAGGGGAAAGCUGAUCUGGAAAAAGAAAACUCAAAGCUGAAGGAGGAACUGUCGUCUCUGCCUGAGCUGAAAACCGAGCUGGAAAGUCUGAGAGCCAGAGUGACUGAACUCAGUCAACUGAAAGCUGAGCAGGAAAUCCUCCCGGCUUCUUCUCCUUCAGCGACUCCGCCAGAUGGCAAAGAGGCCGAGAGCAAUCAGAAAGCAGCCGGACCACAGAGGAGAGAGGACUCGUCGGACGGAGGAGCGCUGAAGGAGGAACUCCGGCGGCAGAAAGGUCUUUUAGAGGAGAGCAAGAAAAGACUACAGAUGAUGAAAAAAGAUGGCGGCCAGAGGAAACAGGUGAGGGACCACUUGGAGCAGAUCCAGAGGAAGCUCUCCGAGCAAGUCGAGAGGUGGGAGAAGAAGAAACCGCAGGAGCAUAAAUGGAAGGAGGGCAAAGGCAAAAACAACGGCAAAGACCACUGGAAGAAAGAGGAGAAGAAGGAGUGGAGAGGAGAGAAAGAAUGGAAGCACGGCAAGGACGGAGGAAGGAGGGACAAGGAGCAGAAGAAGGAGUGGAAAUCCGACAAGCAGAAUUCUCACAAGGAGGCCUGGAGGAAACACCAGGACGAGUGGGACAGGAAGAAAGACCAGCGCCGGUCAGACAGGGAAGAGAGGAGGAAGGAGAAGCCGUGGCACAGCCGGAAGGACAAAAACUCCCACGGCGACCAUCAUCAUCAUCAUCAUCAGCAUCAGCAUCAUCAUCAGCCCCACCAACAUCACCAGCAGCAUCACCACCAGCAGCCGCGCCAGUCUCACCGGCACCACCACGACUUCUGGAGGGACCAGGAGCAGAAGCUGCAGCGCAACGUCCGCCCCCAGCUGGGCUGCUCCUCCGUGGAGGGCUGCGCCGCCAGGGAGGGCCUCUACCCGGUGGAGCUGCCCGAGUUCGAGGAGCUGCUGGAGGGCUACCUGAGCAAGCUGGAGGGCUCGUCGCCCGAGAGCAAGGACAGGAUCGCCCGGCUGACCGCCGACUUCUUCGAGGGCGGCGUGUUCAUCCACGACCGGGUCCUGUUCGCCGACUUCGCCGAGGACGUGGCGGACAUCCUGGAGGACAUGGUGGACCUGUCGGAGGACAACGACUCCCUGGAGGAGGAGAUGGAGGAGUUCGAGCGAGAGGCCCUGUGGAAGUUUGCAGCAACUGCAUGAAAAGACACACAGAUUCAAUCGGAGCGGAGCCCGGGGGGAAGAUACAGCACAAGCGGUGGUUUUCUAGGACAUUUCUUGCCUACCUUCUCCUCUCCAGAGCUGUAAUUGUAGUAGCUUCCGGUACAGAGUGGUCGUGCCUCUCAUCAGUGUGUCCCUAUGAGUCUCCUAUUAUAAGCUAGACUUGUAUUCGUCAUCCUGGACUUAGUUGUCGUUACCUACCUCCGUCAGGUCAUGCCCCCUAAAGCAAAGUCCUUCAGUGCAGUGUUGUGUGAAUUUCCCUCUGAUAUUUAGUGCUAUACAUAAGUGCAUGUUCCCUCCAGUUCAUCAUGUAAAUCCACACUAACAGGAUCUCACAGCGGUUCAGUAGAGCAGCGGUGCAGCGGUUCAAUCAGCCAUUCAUCAGUACAGAGAUGGGGAUAAAAAAAAAGAAUGUGUUUGACAGUAAAUACUCUGCUGUCCUUUGACUCUGCCUUGUGUGGGAAAAUCUUCCGAGCAAGCAGGUUAAAACAAAUACGGGGACGUUGGUGCAGAUACCAGUCGCUUCAAGUCGGGUGUAACUGUGUAAUCCCAGAGGAGGAGAUCCCACUUCUCAAACCACAGCAGGUCGGACCGGUUUGGGCUUUUUUCAGCUGCUCUUUUGUAGACUUGGGCUCACACACACACACACACACACACACACACACACACACACACACACACACACACAAACACAGGCCACUGUUUCAGUGCCCUUAGCAUUUUGAUUUGUAAGUUUGGAAAAAAAAGCUUUUCCCUCCUCGACUCCCAGCUGUCGACCAACGGCCAAAAACCCGUCUGGCGAGACGCAGUCGCUCCUGAGAAAAGCAAUAGGACGGAGUCAUUCGGAGCCAUAGCGACAUUUACAGACGGCUAAACCACUUGAGCACUUUUCACAAGUAUACAAGAAACACUUUUUGUCACCUUUCACUUCUGCUGUUAUUUGAUUGGGGUUUUUUUUUUUUAUCUUUAGUUUUCUUUUUUUAUGUUUUGUAAAGUAGUGAGGGGACCUCCAGCACAUGAUCUACUUUCACUGGGCAUCUGUCUGAGUAAAAGUUUAUUCUAGCUAGUGAUCUGUAGUGUAGUUGCUCCCUUUGAGUUUGUAUAGUUUGUUUUUUUUUUUUUUCCCCCAAAUUGUAAUUGGCAGCCAAAUCCGAAUUUUUCCAGUUUUGUUCAAACAGUAAUAAAUUGCAUGCAAGUUGUUUUGUUGAAAUUCAGGCAAAAAGAUCCACAUGAAAGACACUACAUUUCAUCUAUUUUUAGUGGUUUACAGUUGGAUAAGCCAGGUGAGAGCGAGAUAAGAACAGCACAAAGUCCAAAAAGCAUCGCGGCAUUAAGUGACGACAAAAUCGUUUAGUUUUUGAUUCAUGUCACGUUUAAUGUUUUCCCCCUUUUUUAUGGAUGUAAAGUUUAAUAUAGACUGACUGUGACUGUGUGAGUUCUCCUUUCCAUUCUUGACUGAGAGAAGCUUUGAAGUGUCUCAUUUUAUUUAUUCUGUCCCAACACUGCGACUCUUUCCUUGACUUCUCCUUUUUUUUUUUUAAUGUAAAGAACCACGGUUUGUGUCCCAGGCCACACAUUGAAUGUGAAAAUGGUGAAGCUUUCGUUAAGUUUGUUUGUUUUUUUUUCUUUUCUUUUUUCAGAAAUUUUUGCUGCUGCUUAUGUGCCUUUAUUAUUCUGAAUAUCUUAGAUUGGACACGAGGUCUUUUAGGUCUUUGAUUACAUUUGCUUUUGCAAGAUUAGAAGGAAAUCUUAAGUUUACACUACUUGCAGUGUUACUGCUGUUUAUAGAGCAGAGGAUGAAUGUCACAGAGUUGACACAUGAUGUGUUGAACUGAUUUUUUUUUGUUUUUGUUUCUUGUUCUCUGCUGUUUGUGAAGAGAAACUAUUUUCUGAAGGUUUUUAAGACCAAAGGAAGAGAACGAAAGUAUACUUUAAUCUUAACAUAUGAAAGUUGAAUCAAUAUUUGAAGAGUAAUUUUUGUCUUUGUGGGACAACAGUAGGACUCCGUGCUUACUGAUUAUGCAGGACUUUGCGCAAAACAUUGAUGUAAUCGAGGCCUGGACUAUUUCUCAUUUCUCCCAUCUUCAGCUAUGUCAGGAAGUCAAUGUUGAGUUCAAUAAAUUUUUCACCAGUA